Messenger RNA from Macrobrachium nipponense, 1572 nucleotides. It is a transcript of the gene Rpt1, whose product is annotated as 26S proteasome regulatory subunit 7. Gene Ontology annotation, biological process: proteasome-mediated ubiquitin-dependent protein catabolic process. Gene Ontology annotation, molecular function: ATP hydrolysis activity; ATP binding; proteasome-activating activity. Gene Ontology annotation, cellular component: proteasome regulatory particle, base subcomplex. The record is from RefSeq and is a predicted model, not a curated record. Lineage: Eukaryota; Metazoa; Arthropoda; Malacostraca; Decapoda; Palaemonidae. The transcript has 9 exons. Bases 123 to 1424 code for a protein of 433 amino acids.
CGAACAUCCGUAAUUAGAGGCAACAACUGACAACAGAAAGUUUCCAGUCAUUCUGGCCUGUGGUGCAAACGUCCAAUUUACUCAUUGUUUCUUCUCAAGUCUAGAAUUAGUGAUUAAUCAAGAUGCCUGACCAUCUAGGAUCUGAUAUGCGCAAAACAAACGAAGAUAAAAGUGACGAUGAACCUAUUAAAGUUUUGGAUGAGGCAGACAUCUCACUGUUGAAAAGUUAUGGUCAAGGUCCUUACACCAAGGUUAUUAAGAACAUAGAAGAAGAUAUUCAGAAGGCUGUUAAAAAAGUCAAUGAUUUAACAGGAAUUAAAGAAUCAGACACUGGCCUGGCACCCCCGGCUCUAUGGGAUUUAGCAGCAGAUAAGCAGACUCUCCAAAAUGAACAACCAUUGCAGGUGGCAAGAUGUACAAAGAUUAUCAAUGCCGACUCAGAUGAUCCCAAAUACAUUAUCAACGUCAAGCAGUUUGCCAAAUUUGUUGUUGACUUGGCCGACUCUGUUGCUCCCACAGACAUUGAGGAAGGGAUGAGAGUAGGUGUUGAUCGUAAUAAGUAUCAAAUUCAUAUUCCUCUUCCACCAAAAAUUGAUCCAUCGGUGACAAUGAUGCAGGUAGAGGAGAAGCCAGAUGUAACUUACUCUGAUGUAGGAGGAUGUAAGGAACAGAUUGAUAAGUUAAGAGAGGUGGUUGAAACUCCUCUUCUCCAUCCAGAGAGAUUUGUCAACCUAGGAAUAGAGCCUCCUAAGGGUGUCUUGCUCUUUGGCCCUCCUGGAACAGGAAAAACCCUUUGUGCCAGAGCAGUUGCCAACCGAACAGAUGCAUGCUUCAUUAGGGUCAUUGGGUCUGAGUUGGUGCAGAAGUAUGUUGGUGAGGGAGCAAGAAUGGUUCGAGAAUUGUUUGAAAUGGCACGGUCUAAAAAGGCUUGCUUGAUCUUCUUUGAUGAAAUUGAUGCUAUUGGUGGAGCUCGUUUUGAUGAUGGAGCAGGUGGUGAUAAUGAAGUACAGAGAACAAUGUUGGAGUUGAUUAAUCAGCUUGAUGGAUUUGAUCCUCGUGGUAACAUUAAGGUUUUGAUGGCUACCAAUAGACCAGAUACACUAGAUCCAGCUCUCAUGCGACCUGGUCGAUUGGAUCGCAAAGUAGAAUUUGGCCUGCCAGAUUUGGAUGGUAGAACUCACAUCUUCAAGAUACAUGCAAAAUCCAUGUCUGUUGAACGAGACAUUCGUUUUGAUCUACUUGCCCGUCUGUGCCCUAAUAGUACAGGAGCAGAAAUUCGAUCUGUUUGCACUGAAGCUGGUAUGUAUGCUAUACGUGCAAGAAGGAAGGUUGCCACAGAGAAAGAUUUCUUGGAUGCUGUUAAUAAGGUCAUCAAAGCCUAUGCUAAAUUCUCAGCUACACCAAGAUAUAUGACAUAUAAUUAGGGUCUGUAGCAUAAAGUAUAUUUUAUUUUCUUUAUAAAUUUGACUGGUGUGGAAACUAAUUCAAUAUAAGGAACUAGUUUUGUUUGUGAUAGUCACUUGAAACUGUUGUCAGCAGUAAAAUAAAAGACCUAAAAGACUUUUGAGUAUA